This is a messenger RNA of Spirometra erinaceieuropaei, 546 nucleotides long. The record is from the annotation of a GenBank genome assembly. Lineage: Eukaryota; Metazoa; Platyhelminthes; Cestoda; Diphyllobothriidea; Diphyllobothriidae.
AUGUCUGAAGCACUGUUCAUUUAUGCCACCUCUCAAGGCCUCGGGAAACGAUACCGCCCGGCAGUAGAGGCGAGUGGUGCCGGGAGCGCUGCCAAUGUUCACACUCGCCGUUUGUUUCUCUGGGACCGUAUCACUGGCACCAAAUUCCUUGUUGAUUCUGGUGCCGGGGUUAGCGUGGUUCCACCAACUCCGGCCGAACGCAAAAACCGCAGCUCUUUUUGUCUAACAGCUGCCAACAACUCCAGCAUCCCCACCUUUGGACAGCGCUCCGUCACACUCGACUUGGGCCUUCGUCGGAUUUUUCGAUGGGCUUUCAUAAUUGCCGACGUCUCUGUCGCCCUCAUGGGCGCUGAUUUCCUGACUCACUUCAAUCUGCUAGACGACUUGAAGAACCACCGUCUCUUCGACAACCUCACUAACCUUCGUGCCCGUUGUCAGUCCGAAAUUAACCCGCACCUCAACUCUCUUACUAUUAUGCCCAUCUCCGACUGUCCUUUCCGCUCGCUCCUCAGGCAGUUUCCCCGCCAGACCAACCCCUCAUUUUGA